AUGGUCGUGUGGAGCAGACCAGUGUCUCAUCAGUUAGUCAUCCAUUCCCUCAACACACUGCCCAUAGAUGUCCGCAAAUCCAAUGCUAAACCUUUGCAUCCAAUUAGGGCUCAAAUGAUCAUUGAAUUGGUCUUUGAAACUGAGACGUUCAUUGCCUGCGAGGAGCCAACGAUUGUCACAACAGACACAACACGACAACUGAUCCGUGAAUGGACUGCAGGGAAGAGCUAUAGAGAUCUGAUGUGCGCUCAAUCGCAACGAAAUCUCACUUUUCUUUAA
Molecule: messenger RNA, 279 nt
Organism: Oppiella nova
Lineage: Eukaryota; Metazoa; Arthropoda; Arachnida; Sarcoptiformes; Oppiidae
Source: the annotation of a GenBank genome assembly